Messenger RNA from Cottoperca gobio, 1347 nucleotides. RefSeq names its product WD repeat domain-containing protein 83. Bases 253 to 1239 code for a protein of 328 amino acids. The transcript has 10 exons. The record is from RefSeq and is a predicted model, not a curated record. Gene Ontology annotation, biological process: mRNA splicing, via spliceosome. Gene Ontology annotation, molecular function: protein binding. Gene Ontology annotation, cellular component: catalytic step 2 spliceosome. NCBI's taxonomy places the organism in Eukaryota, Metazoa, Chordata, Actinopteri, Perciformes, Bovichtidae.
GGAACGUUCGUACUUUUAUUUUGACAGGAGUGUUUUAUCCCAGUGUGCAUUGCGCGUACUCACAAACAUGGUGGAUCAAAUGAAUGGAGGAAGCUGUUGAUGGUGACACACUCGGAGAUAAACAUUUACUUAUUAAUUUAAUAUUAGCAGCACGAGGGAUUUCAACAUGGCACUCCCCUGAAAUUGAACUCAGGUAAAACGGUUCAAGUAAGUGCAAUAACUAAGUAUCACGGAAACAACUACUGUUGUGUCAUGGCGUUCCCUCAGCCCAGACCUCAGGUUCCUCAGCUCCCUCAACACCUGCUCAGGACCAUCGACUGUCAGCAAGGAGCCGUCAGAGCGGUUCGCUUCAACGCUGAUGGGAACUACCUGCUGUCCUGUGGCAGCGACAAAUCUCUGAAGCUGUGGAGUGUGAGCCGAGGCACCCUGCUGAAGACGUACAGCGGCCAUGGAUACGAGGUGCUGGAUGCCGAUGGUUCCUAUGACAACAGCCAUCUUUGCUCCUGCAGCUCUGAUAAGACACUGAUCCUGUGGGACGUCGCCACCGGGCAGGUCACUCGCAAACUCCGAGGUCACGCUGGGAAAGUCAACUGUGUCCAGUUCAACGAGGAGGCAACUGUCAUCCUGUCUGGGUCCCUCGACGGGACAGUGCGGUGCUGGGACACCAGGUCCAGAAGAUUUGAGGCCAUCCAGAUUCUGGACGAGGCUCGAGACAGCGUCAGCAGCCUGAAGGUGGCACAACACGAGCUGCUCACCGGGUCGGUGGACGGCAGAGUGAGGCGCUACGACCUGAGGAUGGGACAGCUGCACGUCGACUUCAUCAGCAGUCCCAUCACAUGUGUGUGUUUCAGUCAGGACGGUCAGUGCACGCUGACCUCCAGUCUGGAUUCAACAGUCAGACUGCUGGACAAGAGCACCGGGGAGAUGCUGGGAGAAUACACGGGACACAAGAUGAAGGGCUAUAAGCUGGACUGCUGCCUGUCCAGUAAAGACACCCACGUCCUGAGCUGCUCAGAGGACGGACACGUCUACUGCUGGGACCUGGUGGAAGGAUCUUUGUCCUUGAAGCUGCCGGUGGGGAAAGCUGUUGUGCAGUCGUUGUCCUUCCACCCCACUGAGACCUUCCUCCUCACAGCCAUGGAGGGGCGCGUCCAGGUGUGGGGGGUGGAGCCGGAGGAGACGGAGGAGGAGGCGAUAGUCAAUAGUCAAAAGCUACAUUUGCUUGGUGAGAAGAACUGAUCAACGUUAUGGUGACAGGAAGACUUCUUCUCUGUACGUGUGCAAAACUUCUAUUUUUGUACAAAACCUUGAAUAAAUAUGUCGUUGUAUAAACGACAGCACAUCCUG